GCUCCAGUCUCUCUCUCUCUCUCUCUCUCAGUCAUGUUCACUCCAGCCAAACCAGCUUUACUUUCCAGACAUCUGCUGUUUAUGGUCAUCCUAAUCCUAAAGAACUCUGCAGGCUUCCAUUCAAAAAUCAAUGGCAGCAACAAACAGGUGUCUACUGGAGACUCUGUUACGCUGGACUGCAACGUAUCAGAAGUGAAUGCAAAACAAGUCAACUGGAAUAAAGACAGAGUUUCACUUUUCUCUCGUAGUCUGGUCCAUAAUAAGACACAGAGAAAUUUCACAUCUGACAGAAUGAGCAUUGACCCAAUCAUUCCUACAAAGUUGGAAAUUUCCAACGUUCAUCAAGAUGAUGCAGGGAUCUACUGUUGUAGUGUGGUCACCAAGAGGGGUAUGAAAACUACAGAGUGGAAUUUAACUGUGUCUGAGCGUGAGAGCCCCAAAGAAAUCAGUUCGCCAUCGUCUUUUCCAUGUUUAUACCCUCUUGUAAUCGGAUUGGUUCUAAGUGCUAUCACUUGUUCAACUGUCUUGCUCUAUAGAAAACUCAGGACUAGAGCCACAAGCCAGGACCCAUGAGGACCAGGACCAAAUGGAAAUGAAUGUUUUCUUCAGCGUAUCAUACUUUCUCCUAAUUUCGAAACAAUAACAAUCGCCUUGAUUCAUCAGGUUUCUGCAGUUUGCCACCGUGAUAACCUGCCGAUAGUUCUUCCUUUGCCUUUGUUCUCAGAAUCGCCCCUCAGUGACAGUUUUUCUGUCUACUCUUCUACCCACCGAUUGAAUCAACUUCCUGUUUCACACCUCUGAAACAUUGUUAGGUCCUUCAAGAGGGCUUAACACAUUUUUUUCCACUGGAUCUUUCUGCAGUCUGCAGACUAGCACAACACAGUGCAACACAUCAGUGUUAGAGAUGU
Myripristis murdjan (pinecone soldierfish) is the source of this 908-nucleotide messenger RNA. RefSeq names its product obscurin. The transcript is spliced from 4 exons. The record is from RefSeq and is a predicted model, not a curated record. The coding region runs from base 34 to 573 and encodes 179 amino acids. NCBI's taxonomy places the organism in Eukaryota, Metazoa, Chordata, Actinopteri, Holocentriformes, Holocentridae.